Molecule: messenger RNA, 4672 nt
Organism: Cryptomeria japonica (Japanese cedar)
Lineage: Eukaryota; Viridiplantae; Streptophyta; Pinopsida; Cupressales; Cupressaceae
Product: pentatricopeptide repeat-containing protein At2g22070
Exons: 2
Coding region: 485-3697 (1070 amino acids)
Biological process (GO): RNA modification
Molecular function (GO): zinc ion binding; RNA binding; protein binding
Source: RefSeq, a predicted model, not a curated record
GCAGCAGAUUUUCGGAAUUUUAAUAUAUGUUUAUUUUAUAGUUUUUUCUGGUGUUACUGUCCAAUGGAGUUUCCUGAUGCACACCGGUUUAUUGGACCAGCAGAUGUUUGUUAUUCUAUAAAUUGGACGCAAUAGCAGAUCGUUCCAACUGCAAUACAACCUCUUAGAACAAAACAUAAGAAGGGAAUACAGGUAAGCUGCCAUUUCUUAAAAAACUCCAAAUAAUGUUUUACGAAAUCCUCCAUUAAAAUCAAAUGCUUCAGUUUUUCAGAAGAAAACUCGAAAAUUUAAUGUGCUGCAUCGGGGAAGAAACGAAUUGACAAAAUGAAUCAUCAACUAUAUAAUAUGGUAGAUAACACCUGAAUGAAAUUUAACAUAAAUGAAAUCCUCCGCCAAGGCAGCAUGGAAGUUUACCAGAGCAGGCAAGUAUGGUACAAGUAUUAGACUUGGUUUACAGAAAUAAGUACAGGGCUCUUGUACCCAUAUGAGUAUGAAGACAGUGAUAGCGUUUGGUUAUUACUGCGGUAGAAGAGGGAUUAAAAUAAAUAACACAGACUUAAAGUAUAAUCAUACAAUGCCAUCCAUUUCUAGUCUUAAUCUUAAUCUGGGAGUAUUGUGUAGAGAUGGUCGGUUAAAGGAGGCAGUAGACAUUUUGCUUAACACACACAACCCUCCUGUAGACUCUAACACGUAUCUUCAACUACUGAGCACCUGUAUUGCAGAGAAUGCGCUUUCACAGGGAAAAAAAAUCCAUUCUUUCAUUACUCACAGGGGAUUUCCAUUUGCUAGACAUACAAUUUUUCAAAAUAAACUUAUAAACAUGUAUCUCAAGUGCGGUAGUCUGGUUGAUGCUCGUGAAGUGUUUGAAGAGAUGACAGAACGAGAUUGCUUCUCAUGGAAUGUGAUGAUUGCAGCUUACCGAAGACAUGCGUAUCCUCACGAAGCAUUGACACUGUUUCGGCAAAUGCAACAAACAGAUGUCAAACCCAAUCAGUUCACCUUUGCCAGCAUCCUUCCAGCCUGUGCCAAAAUUGGAGCUUUGGAACAGGGUAUUUAUAUCCAUCAAAGUAUAGUGGAAUGUGGGUUUUUAUCAGAUGUUGUAGUUGCAAGUGCACUGGUUGACAUGUAUUCAAAAUGUGGAAGCAUACACAAGGCACGUGAACUGUUUGACAAAAUAUCUCAACGAGAUGCAGUCUCGUGGAAUGCGAUGGUUGGCGGAUACGCACAAAAUGGCAUUCUUGACGAGGCUUUACAUCUUUUUAAACAAAUGCUUCAACCAAAUGUAGUUUCAUGGAAUGUGAUGAUUGCAGGGUAUGUACAAAAUGGUCAUGUUGAAAAGGCUGUAGACACUAUGAAGCAAAUGCAAUCGGCAGGCAUAGAACCAAACCCCACAACCUUUGCCACCAUCCUCCCAGCCUGUGCCAAGAUGGGAUCUUUGGAACAAGGUAUUUACAUCCAUCAGAGCAUAAUUGAAAGCGGAUUUUUGUCAGACAUUGUUGUUGCAAGUGCCUUGAUAGACAUGUAUGCAAAGUGUGGAAACAUACACAAGGCAUGGAAGCUGUUUGAAACAAUGCCUCAGAGAAAUGUGGUCUCGUGGACAGCAAUCAUUGCAGGAUAUGCACAAAAUGGUAUCCUUGGUGAGGCUCUAAGGCUUUUCAAAGAAAUGCCUAGACGAGAUGUGGCUGCAUGGACUGUAAUGAUUACGGGCUAUGCACAAAAUGGGCUUGUUGAAAAGGCCUUGGAGACUUUUAAGCAAAUGCAAUUGGCAGGUGUAAAGCCAAACUCCACAACCUUUGUCAGCAUCCUGCCAGCCUGUGCCAAAGUGGGAGCGUUAAAACAGGGUAUAGUCCUCCAUCAAUGGAUAGUAGAAAGUGGACUUUUGUCAGAUUUUGUAGUUGCGAGUGCACUAAUAGAUAUGUAUGCGAAACAUGGAAGCAUAGAGAAGGCGCGUAAAUUAUUUGACAAAAUGUCUCAACGAGAUGCUGUCUCAUGGAAUGCUAUGAUUGCGGGGUAUGUACAAAAUGACCUUCUUGAUGAGGCUUUGAGGCUUUUCAAAGAUAUGCCUCGACGAGAUGUUGUCUCAUGGAAUGUGAUGAUUGCAGGAUACACACAAAAUGGGCUUAUGGAAAUGGCUUUGGAGACUUUCCGACAAAUGCAAUUGGCAGGUGGGAAACCAAACUCUACAACAUUUGCGAACAUCCUCUCAGCCUGUGCCAAAUUGGGAGCUUUGGAACAAGGUAUGGACAUUCAUAAAAACAUAAUGGAAAGUGGAUUUUCGUCAGAUGUUGUAGUUGCAAGUUCCUUGGUAGACAUGUAUGCAAAAUGUGGAAGCAUACAGAAGGCACGUCAACUGUUCAACAAAAUGUCUAAACGUGAUGCAGUCUCAUGGAAUGCAAUGAUUGCAGGAUAUGCACAAAAUGGUGUUCUUGAUGAGGCUCUAAGACUUUUCAAAGAAAUGCCUUUACCAGAUGUAAUCUCAUGGACUGUAAUGAUUGCAGGAUAUGCACAAAAUGGGCUUGUUGAAAAGGCCUUGGAGACUUUUCAGCAAAUGCAAUUCGCAGGUAUAAAGUCAAACUCCACAACUUUCAUCAGCAUCCUCCCAGCUUGUGCAAAAAUGGGAGCUUUGGAACAGGGUAUGGAUAUCCAUCAAAGCAUAAUCAAAAGUGGAUUUUUGUCAGAUGUUGUAAUUGCAAGUGCCCUGGUAGUCAUGUAUGCAAAAUGUGGAAGCAUACAAAAGGCACGAGAAUUAUUUGACAAAAUGUCUCAACGAGAUGCAAUCUCAUGGAAUGCAAUGAUAACAGGAUAUGCAAUGCAUGGAUUUUGUAAGGAUGCUCUUGAACUCUUUGACCUAAUGAAGCACUCUGGAACAUACCCUGAUCACGUCAGCUUAGUUUGCGUUUUAUUUGCAUGUAGCCAUGGAGGGUUAGUUGAUGAGGGCUGUAAAUACUUCAGUGGUAUGAGUGACCUUUAUGGCAUGAUGCCUGCUAUGGAUCAUUAUGUAUGCAUGGUUGACCUUCUUGGCCGUGCUGGCUAUCUUGAGGAAGCUCUAAACUUUAUCAUCAAAAUGCCAACUAAACCUGCUAUGGUUGUGUGGAUAUGUUUGCUUGGUGCUUGUAGAUUGCAUAAGAAUAUAGGGCUAGGAGCAUUUAUAUCAACUUUCCUUUUUGAGCUGGAUCCUCAAAAUGCUGUGCCUUACGUUCUUUUGUCAAACAUCUAUGCUGAAGUGGGCAGGUGGGGUGAUGCUCAGAAAGUAAGGACAUUGAUGAAAGAUAGAGGAACUAAAAAGAUACCAGGGUGUAGCUGGAUUGAAGUCCAUAAAAUGGUACAUGUUUUUUGUGUUGGAGACAGAUCUCACCCACAAACACAGGAGAUCUACGCAAAACUAGAAAACAUGUCAUGGGAGAUGAAGGCAACAGGGUAUUUUCCAGAUUCAAGUCAGGUACUGAAUGAUGUGGAGGAGGAGGAAAAAGAAGCAUUCCUUUGCCACCAUAGUGAGAAGUUAGCAAUUGCGUUUGGGUUGUUAAACACUUCCCCUGAAACAACUAUUACAGUUGUCAAGAACCUUCGAGUAUGUGCUGACUGCCACACUGCAACCAAGUUUAUCUCCAAGAUUAUGGCAAGAGAAAUUGUUGUGAGAGAUGCAAACCGGUUCCAUCAUUUUAACCAAGGACAAUGUUCUUGUGGAGAUUAUUGGUGAUGCUAAGUGAAGCAAGUUGUGCAUAUAGGCUUUCACCAUAACAAGGUGGAUUGUGUCAGAUAUACAAGGAUAAGAAUUAAUCAGGUUAUAUCUUCAGUUUUUAAUAACAACAUCUUUGAAGUUUUUGGAGAUUGAAACUUGCUGUUGACUUGAUAAAAUCAGAUGUAUAUAGAAUCAUAGAUACUGAUGGGGUUUUUCCUAAAGCCCAAUUUUACCCUAUGGAAGUGUCAUCACAUUGAACUGUCUUUCAGGAAGCCUAUACAUCCCUGGAAGGAAAAGCAGAUGAAGGAAGUUGCUUGAAGAAAAUGGGAAGGUGCUUGGCCAGCAGGAAAUGUGAGAGCUGGCUUACAAUUAGUUCCUUGCUUGGGGACAAUGAGGAGAGCGUCUCUUGAUAGGUACUUGAUGUCAACUCAAGGAAGAGACUUCCAGGAAGGUGCCGAUGAAACAAGGAACCAGUUGAAAAGAUGAUGAAGAACAACAUUCACGCUUCAAGGUGGAAUCCAAGGAUGAAAUGAACCAAGAAGAAGGACUUACACUUUAUCAAGACAUUCAAGAAUAUCAAGUCAUCCAAGGAUAUUCCCGAAGGCAUCAACACUUCUUCAUGAUGAGGAAUCAAAUCUGCAAGGCAAGUUGAGAUGGCAUCCUAGUCAUCAACCAACCAAUCUAAGGGUUCCAAGUCAGACAUGUCUAGGUGCAAUGAACGAGACUCAACAAGUGGAAGAUAUUUUCUCAUUGGCUAUCCAAAACAUUGUAAUUUUCUCAUUUGCCAAAAAGAGUUUUUUUGCAAAUAACCCUGAUUAGGGUUGCAUCUAUUAAUCUUGGCCAUUGAUCUUGGAUCAAUCUAGGCCAUUGCUUUUUAAUGGGGUGCCUAUAUAAACCCUCCUCCUCAUUUGUAAAGUGAGAGAUUUAUUAGAAAUUGUUGUAAUAAUACUUCUUAUGUGCUAAGACAUAAUUCAUUGUUCAAUUGUUGGUGAA